This is a messenger RNA of Ipomoea triloba (trilobed morning glory), 1549 nucleotides long. RefSeq names its product phospholipase A1-II 4-like. Bases 93 to 1298 code for a protein of 401 amino acids. The record is from RefSeq and is a predicted model, not a curated record. NCBI's taxonomy places the organism in Eukaryota, Viridiplantae, Streptophyta, Magnoliopsida, Solanales, Convolvulaceae. Gene Ontology annotation, biological process: lipid metabolic process. The transcript has 3 exons. Gene Ontology annotation, molecular function: glycerophospholipid phospholipase A1 activity.
AGAUGUAUAUAAAGCGAAGGAAUCUGCACGUAGCUUCACCACCAGGCACCACAACAUCUAAACAGAAAUACCUUUAAAAGAGAGAAUUGAAGAUGAGUGGCAUUCCUGAAAGAUGGAAGGUUCUAAGUGGGAGUGAUAACUGGAAAGAUCAACUGGAGCCUUUGGAUUCGGAUCUCCGCCGCUACCUCAUUCACUACGGAACCAUGGUUGCACCCGCAACCGAUUCUUUCAUUAACGAACCAGCUUCCAAAAAUGUGGGUUUAUCACGAUAUGCCAGGAGAAACCUCUUUCAAAAUACAGGACUUGUCAAGGGAAACCCUUUCAAAUAUGAAGUGACCAAAUACUUUUAUGCAUCAUCUGGAUUCACAAUCGGAGAUACAGGCUAUAAUGUGAGGCCAGCGCGAGCGGAUGCAGUGCUAAGGGAAUCAAACUGGAUUGGAUAUGUUGCUGUGGCCACGGAUGAAGGAAAAGUUGGUUUAGGACGAAGAGACGUUGUGGUUGUUUGGAGGGGAACAAUCCGACUUUCAGAGGCGAUUACUGAUAUCACAUUCACCUUUGUUAAUGCGCCAUUAAUCUUUGGCCAAAACUCUAAUCCUCUGGUGCAUAGGGGUUUUUACGAUAUGUAUACCAUUAGCAUUCAAGAUUCUCAACUCAAUGGAUUGAGUGCCAGAGAUCAGAUUCGUGAAGAAGUUGCAAGACUUGUUGAGUUAUACAAGGACGAGGAAGUUAGCAUAACCGUGACAGGACACAGCUUGGGUUCAUCCAUGGCAACACUAAACGCAAUAGACCUGGCUGCAAAUCCAAUCAACAAUAAUAAAGAUAUUCUUGUCACUGCUUUCUUGUAUGCAAGCCCCAAAGUAGGGGAUGAGAAUUUUAAAAAAGCCUUCUCUAAUCAACAAAACCUUCGAGCCUUGCGAAUCUCCGACGUCAAUGAUCCUGUUCCAACACUUCCGCCGCCUGCACCCAUAGAUGGUACCAUAGAGCCAUCAAUACCUUACGUAGAUGUGGGGAUGGGUUUGGUGAUUGAAUCUAAGAAAUCCCACUAUUUGAAGCUUGAGGUCCUCGGCUAUCACGACUUGAUGCUUUAUAUGCAUGGAAUUGAUGGAUACCAAGGGUCUCAAGGAGGGUUUGAGCGUCAGGGAGACUUUGAUCUUGCCAAAGUUAAUAGGUACCAGGAUAAUUUGAAAGACGAGUAUCUUAUACCGAUAGGAUGGUUUAACAUAAAGGAUAAAGGAAUGGUUCAGCAGGAGGACGGAAAUUAUAUCCUUGACGAUCAUGAAGUGGACGAGACAUUUUAAACAGAAACAGCUUUGUGCAUGCAUGUGUGUUUGAAUAAAGCUAAGCCUUUUCUAGCUUCAUGAAGACCUUUCUAUAAUUAUUCAGUGUGUUUUGAAUAAGAUUGGAGCUGAGACAACUAGCCGCUUGUGGCUAGCUGUCUAGUCCAAUGCAUGUGUGCGAGGUUUGAUAGCUAGCUUGUAUUUGAAUUAUUAUGUUUCAAUCAUCUCAGCUCUUCUCAGCAAUAUAUAUAAUAAUAAAAGACUUUAUCGAA